AUGCUGCAUAAUUGCAGCGCCAUCUACCUACAUUCUCAUGCAUUCAUUCACACAUCUGAUAAUGAAUCACUAUCGACAAUUGUAUCGAUACUUGGUCAUCAAAAAGUAAGAAAAAAGCUCAGAGAAAAUUUAUUUGUAUCGUUGGUUUUAGUGGCAACUGCUAGUGAUUUUCAACGUUUACAUAAUACAAUAUCUACUAACCUAGCAAAGAUUAAUAGUCAUACAAAUGAUAUUGAAAGACUCGUGGAAAAAUUAGGUACACAGGAAGAUAGUGAACCAUUACAAGAACGUUAUUUUCGUUUGCAAAAUGAAACAAAAUUAUUAAUGCAAGAGACAAAUCAUGCUCUUCAACAACUUCAGAGUAUUCCUAUAGGGACUGCGGCUGAUCAGAGACGUAGAAAAAAUUUAGCUGAAACUUUGCCAAAACAAUAUUUAGCAGUAUUGAACCGUUAUCAAAAAGCACAACGUGCGGGUGCAAAAAAAGAAAAAGAAAGUCUUGAACAUGCCCGAGCUGUUACGUAUCGACAACAAAAUGUACAUGAAUCACAUACUACCGAUAUAUUUGAUCCUUUGAAUACCCAACUUCAACAACAAUCUGUUUUAUCUGCCGAACAAGAAGUUGAUUUAAGAGGUUUAAGCGAACGUGGUGAACAGCUACGUCAAAUUGAAACAAAUAUUGUUGAAGUGAAUGAAUUAUUUAAAGAUGUUGCUAAAAUGGUUCAUGAACAUGGUGAAAUAAUUGGUGAGCUUUUUAAUCCAUUAUCACUAAAUUAA
Rotaria sp. Silwood2 is the source of this 774-nucleotide messenger RNA. NCBI's taxonomy places the organism in Eukaryota, Metazoa, Rotifera, Eurotatoria, Philodinida, Philodinidae. The record is from the annotation of a GenBank genome assembly.